Molecule: messenger RNA, 1583 nt
Organism: Gossypium raimondii (Peruvian cotton)
Lineage: Eukaryota; Viridiplantae; Streptophyta; Magnoliopsida; Malvales; Malvaceae
Product: cytochrome P450 714C2
Exons: 5
Coding region: 21-1565 (514 amino acids)
Molecular function (GO): heme binding; monooxygenase activity; iron ion binding
Source: RefSeq, a predicted model, not a curated record
GAGAGAGAGAGUUCAAAGGCAUGGAGUUGGCAUUGCUGGUGGUGAAGAUGAGUGGAACAUGCUUGUUGAUUGGGUUGAUUGGCAUGGUGAUUCAGCUGUUUGAUUCGAUGAUUUGGAAGCCCCAAAGGCUCCGUGCCAAGCUCCGAAAGCAGGGCAUCCAGGGUCCCCCUCCUACAUUUUUGCUUGGUAAUACACUUGACAUCAAGAAGGCACAAUCUCAGUCCUCCUCAGUUUUGGCCCAACAACACAUUACCCACAACAAUUCCUCUACUGUCUUCCCUUUCUUCCAUCAAUGGAUACAACAAUAUGGCCCAACCUUUUUGUUUUCGCUUGGCAACAUCCAGAUUUUACACAUAACAGAUGCUGAUUUGGUGAAGGAAAUAAUUACAUGCACUUCAAUGGACUUGGGAAAUCCCACCUAUCAACAGAAGGAACGAGGCCCUCUUCUUGGCAAAGGCAUUUUAACUUCAAAUGGUGCCUUAUGGGCUCAUCAAAGGAAAAUCAUUGCUCCUGAAUUAUACAUGGACAAGGUCAAGGGUAUGACACACCUAAUGGCGGAGUGCUCAGUUAUGGUGGUGAAGGGAUGGAAGAGCAAAAUAGACAGCCAUGGUGGAGCAGCAGACAUAAAAGUUGACGAUUGUUUACGAAGGUUUACAAGGGAUGUUAUCUCAAGGGCUUGUUUUGGAAGCAAUUAUUCCAAAGGAGAAGAGAUUUUCUUCAAAAUUAGAGCUCUACAAGAAGCCAUGUCUAAAAAAGUUUUAUCUAAUGGCUUCCCUGGAAUGAGGUAUCUUCCGACGAAGAGCAAUAGGGAAAUAUGGAGAUUGGAGAAAGAAGUUCGAGCAUUGAUAUUGAAAACUGUAUAUGAAACCAAGGAUGAAACAUCAAAGGAAGAUCUGUUACAAAUGAUUCUGAAAGGUGCUGAAAGCAGUGAUUUAGGCCCUGAUGCAACUGAUAACUUCAUUGUUGACAACUGCAAGAACAUAUAUUUUGCUGGGUAUGAAACAACUGCCAUUACAGCUGCUUGGACCUUGUUCCUUCUUGCACUCAACCCUGAUUGGCAAGACAAAGUUCGUGCCGAGGUUGUUCAAAUUUGUGAGGGAAAAAUACCAGAUGCCGAUAUGAUCCGGCGGAUGAAAACACUGACAAUGGUGAUCAAUGAGACGCUAAGGCUAUAUCCUCCAGGAGCUAUUAUAUCGAGGGAGGCCUUAGAAGAUAUGAAAUUUGGAAAACUUGAGGUGCCCAAAGGAGUGAAUAUUUGGUUAAUGCCGGUGACACUUCACCAAGAUCCUGAAAUAUGGGGACCUGAAGCUCAUAAAUUCAACCCUGAAAGGUUUGCCAAUGGUGUCAGUGGCGCCUGCAAGUUCCCUCAUGUGUAUUUGCCUUUUGGAUUCGGACCGCAUACAUGUUUGGGGCAGCAUUUUGCCUUGGCCGAACUCAAGCUACUUCUUGCCCUUGCUUUGUCAAAUUUCACUUUUUCUCCCUCACCAAACUAUAGGCACUGCCCAUCUUUGAGUUUGAUUAUUGAACCUAAAUAUGGAGUCAAUCUCAUUGUUAGGAGGCUUUGACUUAUCCAUCAUAACUAC